ACGUAGGUGUUUACGUUUCACCACUUCCGUAGCUACCUUCAUCGGAAUAACGUUUUCAGUCAAACCUUAAAUCUUUUAUAUAAGAUACACUUUUCGUCAUGUUUCUCGUUUUGACACAAGUAUUAGAGAUGUUUGACGGAUAAGUAUUAACAGUGUCGUUUUCUGUCCGCCAUAACUGCUUGUUUGCGAUUUUUCUUCAUCAUUCCUCGCAGUCAAAGCUAACGGUAGCUAGCGCGGUGUUAGCAGCGGGUCAGCUGCAGUGGACAGGCAUAAUUUAAUAAACCGUCGCCUGAUACGCACUUUUCCUUAUCCAGUGUUAAUUUAUCAAUCUAGGCAGUCAUGGCCACUAGGCGUCUGACCGAUGCCUUCUUGUUAAUGCGGAACAAUGCAAUCCAAAACCGGCAGAUAUUGGCUGAGCAAGUGAGUACAUACGACCCCCGUCUGAGUACACGUAGCAAUGCUGCGGAGCUUGAUGAGAUUGCAGAUGAUCGAAUGGCCUUGGUGUCUGGAAUUAGUCUGGACCCAGAAGCUGCCAUUGGAGUUACCAAGAAACUGCCCCCAAAGUGGGUGGAGGGGGUCGAUGAGAUCCAAUAUGAAAUCACACGGGUUCGGCAGAAGAUGAAGGAACUGGCAGCUCUUCAUGACAAGCACAUGAAUCGUCCUACACUCGAUGACAGUAGUGAGGAAGAGCACGCUAUAGAAAUCACUACUCAGGAGAUCACACAGAUGUUCCAUCGCUGCCAACGAGCUGUGACAGGUUUGCAGACUCGCUGUGGCCACUGCACCGAGCAGGAGGAGAGGCUGUUGAGAAAUGUGGUGUCGUCUCUGGCACAGAGCCUGCAGGAGCUGUCCACCAGUUUCAGAUAUACGCAGUCCAGCUACCUAAAACGUAUGAAGAAUCGCGAAGAGAGAUCAAAGCACUUUUUUGACUCAGGACCCCUCAUGGAAGAGGAUGAGGAUUUAGCUCUGUAUGACAAGGGGUUCACAGAUGACCAGCUCAUGUUAGUGGAGCAGAACACAGUUAUGGUUGAAGAGCGAGAGCGGGAAAUCCGACAAAUAGUGCAGUCCAUCUCAGAUCUGAAUGAGAUUUUCAGAGACUUGGCUGGAAUGGUGGUGGAACAGGGGACUGUUCUCGACCGAAUUGACUUCAAUGUGGAGCAAGCUUGUGUUAAAACAGAAGAUGGAUUGAAACAGUUACAAAAGGCUGAACAGUAUCAGAAGAAAAACAGGAAGAUGUUGGUUAUUUUGAUCCUCUUUGUCAUAGUCAUUGUUCUAAUUAUUAUUCUUUUUGGAACAAAGUUUUAAUUAUGCAUUCCUGCGCUUUUGUUUUCUGUGUGGGUGUUUGUUGUGAUUCUGUGUGGACUUUGUCAUGGUUCGACUCAACAGAGCUGACCGCCUUUCAUACCUUACGAGGAGGCGUCUCUUCAGGUGCAGUUCAGUCUGCCCAGAUGUUUUCUAGUUUGAUUUCUGAAAAGAAAGAAACAAUCAAAUGCCUACUAGAGCCGUGGCUGUUUUAUGAAAGAGACUCACACCCAAAAUGCCCAGACUGUGACAAAGGUUUUGUCGAACCCGACAGUGUUGACAUAUGUGUCUUAAAAAACACUUUUGUGUCUGAAAACAGAUUACCAAUGUGAAAUUACUAAAGCAGAGCAUUUGCUGCUGGAACUCAAAGCACGAUAUGUGGCGUUUUGUGUAAAAUGCAUUAUUUCCGUUUGUUAGCGUUGCAGCCGUUUGUUUCUUUGGGGGAAGGUGUGACAGAAACGAAUGUUUGCCAAAAGGGAAACGCAGUAAAUUUGUCUUUACUGUAAAUGCAUUGUCAUCCCAGUAUUUUCCCUUUAAAUGCUACAAGAAAAUGAUUCAUAUUAAAGCAGUAAUUGAUUCCAUCAAUCAUUCAGUAACUAUUCCUCUGGUUUAAGGACCACCAGUUGUGUUUUGUUUCCCCUUGUCCACCCCAGACAUGAAGCUCCUUGUUACUCCACUGUCGGCCUGAUGAGGGAGCAGAAAGCCAUGAGCUUCCUCAGUUCUCAUGAUCUAUAAUCAAACUGUUUCACACCUGCUGCGCUCCUCAUGAAGUGCUCAUUUUAAAACACUUGAUUGCUUUGUUUUUUCGUGGUCCUUGCAUAAAGUGCUACCUUUUUUAAACUCUUGCAGUUUGCACAUAUUGAGGCCUGGGGGGGUUAUGUUAUGGAUGUAAUACUACUGUCAUCUGUAUGAUGAAAAGAAUUAUUUAUUUUUUAAUAGCGUCAGAUAAUUCAGAGGGUUUCAGUCUCAGGCAGGAUAUUACUGUAUAAUGAGUAAUGUGUAUCUGUAGUUGAAACCCAGUACUUAUUGUCCACUCCACUGAGAAAAAACUGUGACAUGUUCCAACGCAAACAGUCAUGAAGACAACAUUAUGAGGUUUUUGUUUUUUUUCUUCUACUUUCAGAUUGGAUAUAUGACAUUUUACUUGGCUGUGUUGGAAACUCUUUACAUGUUCUACUAAAGACUGACAAACUCAAACAAUGAAGAGCUUUAUUUGACAUCUCUGUACUCUACACUUCAUACACCUGUUAAAUCAUCUCUGUCAUUGAUGUGAAGUUGUGUGUGAAAAUGGUUAUGUCUUAGUGGUACUCUUUUCCAAACAAGUGAGAGGAAAGCAACUUGUUUUUUAAUAAACCUGGAAAAAUGA
This is a messenger RNA of Sphaeramia orbicularis (orbiculate cardinalfish), 2668 nucleotides long. RefSeq names its product syntaxin 16 (gene stx16). Bases 340 to 1305 code for a protein of 321 amino acids. The record is from RefSeq and is a predicted model, not a curated record. NCBI's taxonomy places the organism in Eukaryota, Metazoa, Chordata, Actinopteri, Kurtiformes, Apogonidae. Gene Ontology annotation, molecular function: SNAP receptor activity; SNARE binding. The transcript has 9 exons. Gene Ontology annotation, cellular component: membrane; SNARE complex; endomembrane system. Gene Ontology annotation, biological process: vesicle fusion; vesicle-mediated transport; intracellular protein transport.